Messenger RNA from Cololabis saira (Pacific saury), 1740 nucleotides. It is a transcript of the gene smyd1b, whose product is annotated as SET and MYND domain containing 1b. Gene Ontology annotation, cellular component: nucleus. Lineage: Eukaryota; Metazoa; Chordata; Actinopteri; Beloniformes; Belonidae. Gene Ontology annotation, molecular function: histone H3K4 methyltransferase activity; protein binding. Bases 118 to 1587 code for a protein of 489 amino acids. The transcript is spliced from 10 exons. The record is from RefSeq and is a predicted model, not a curated record.
AGAGCACAGAUAGACCACAUUGGUUGGGUGAUCCUUCUCUUCCCUGUGUCAUUCAUCUCAAAACUCUACUAAGCUGAACAACACUCAAACAAAGUCCCAGGAAAUAGUGCACCUACAAUGGAAAGUGUGGCGGUAUUUGACUCACCUGGAAAAGGGAGGGGUUUGAAGGCUACCAAGGAGUUUUGGGCUGGAGAUGUCAUUUUUUCUGAACCCAGCGUGGCAGCUGUUGUAUUUGACAGUGUCGCAGAACGUAUUUGCCACAGCUGCUUUCGUAGACAAGACAAGCUCCAGAGGUGCGGCCAGUGCAAAUUUGCUCACUACUGUGACCGAACUUGCCAGCGCGCCGGCUGGGCCGAACACAAGCAAGAAUGCGGUGCCAUCAAAGCUUAUGGAAAAACACCAAAUGAGAACAUCCGACUGGUGGCACAUAUCAUGUGGCGCCUUGACAAAGAAGGGAGCGUGUUCUCUGACAUGCAGCUGACCACUUUGGACGAGCUGGAAGACCACUUAGAUGACAUGCAAGAGGACGAUCUGAAGGAGUUGAAAGUGGACAUCCACAACUUCCUGGACUACUGGCCCCGGACCAGCAAGCAGCACACAAUUGACACCAUCUCGCACAUAUUUGGAGUGAUCAACUGCAAUGGCUUCACUGUGAGCGACCAGAGGGGUCUUACGGCGGUAGGAGUCGGCCUCUUUCCAAAUCUGUGCCUGGUGAACCACGACUGCUGGCCAAACUGCACAGUGAUCCUCAACCACGGCAAUCAAUCGGCUGUGAAUACUAUGUAUCAUUCUCAACGGAGGAUUGAACUGCGUGCUUUGGGUAAGAUCGCAGAGGGAGAGGAGCUCACCGUCACCUACGUGGACUACCUGAAUUUGUCAGAGGAGCGACGAAGGGUUCUGAAAUCACAGUACUUCUUUGACUGCACGUGUGAACAUUGCAAGAACAAAACCAACGACGACUUGAAGCUCGGGGGAAGGGAAGUGGAUGGAGUCAAGCCUUCAGAGGAACAGGUGAAAGAGGCAACAGACUACUGCUUUGGAAUGAUGGAGAAGAUGGAAAAGGCUCGAUUAAAGGGUGACUACCAUGAGGUAGUGAAAAUCUGCAAGACAUGCAUCGAGAAGACAGAACCAGUUUUGGCUGACACUCACAUCUACCUGCUCCGGAUGUGGAGCACAAUGAGUGAGGUGCAAGCCUACCUGCAGUUCUCUUAUGACGCUGCAGAAUACUCCCGUAAGAUGGUGGACGGUUACACGAAGUUGUACCACCCUCACAGCGCUGCUCUGGGUAUGGCUGCCAUGCGUGCAGGGGUGACGCACUGGCAGGCCGGCGAGAUAGAGGUCGGUCACGCGAUGAUCUGCAAGGCUUAUGCCAUCCUCUUGGUCACACAUGGUCCAACACAUCCCAUCACCAAGGAUCUGGAGGCAAUGCGAAUGCAGACAGAGAUGGAGCUGAGGAUGUUCAAACAGAACGAGUACGUUUACCACAGUAUGAGAGAGGCAGCUCUGAAAAACAAACCCAUGGCCAUGAUGAAUGAACCGAGGUCGGUGGAGGAGGGAAUCAAGAACCUUUUCCACCGGAGGAAGUAGUUUGAUCGUGGGAGUGCAGCAGGGAAACCAUCCUGUUGUUUACAGUAAACAGCUCUGAGUGUUUGUGCAAGAGGCUACACGUUUAAGUUAUAUGACCAAUUUCUGUAUCACAUUUUGUUGUUACACUUUUCAUUAAAAAGUUGUCCUGCCAAA